This is a messenger RNA of Anopheles maculipalpis, 1473 nucleotides long. Its product is annotated as dentin sialophosphoprotein. The record is from RefSeq and is a predicted model, not a curated record. The coding region runs from base 16 to 1398 and encodes 460 amino acids. The transcript has 8 exons. NCBI's taxonomy places the organism in Eukaryota, Metazoa, Arthropoda, Insecta, Diptera, Culicidae.
AACAGUAGCAGCACAAUGAAGUUCUUACUAGUGACGGCUGUGAUAUGCAGUGCCCUCGCACUAACGUUAGGCGUACCGGUGCCGGCAGCCAACCCGGACCCAGCCCCGGAACCGGCGGCACAACCAAAGACAGACAUCGAGCUGAUGAAGAUCCCUCUCGACGGCGAUAAGGAGCUGGACGUUAUUACCCUAGUCAACUCGGAGGAUCAGAAAAUCAACGAACGUAACAAGCGCACGAUCGGCAUCCUGCGGGAACUCUUCCCAACGAUCUCUCAGAUACUGGACCAAAAGAUACAGAUGAUUACGUCCUACCUGUUCCGUACGAUCGGUCCGAUACUGCUACGGAGCGGGCUCGGGCUGAGCGGUGGUGGUGCGGGCGACAGCAACAACAACCGUGGCUCCAGCUCCGACGACGAUGAUGAUGAUUUCGACUUCGACGACGACGACGACAGCGAUAAGGACGGCAAGCCGAAGGUGAGCAUCUCGCUGCCGACCUUCCCACCGUCGGACGAUGACGACGAGAAGGAGGCGACCGCCGCACCGUCACUGCGCCUCGGCGAGGACGAGGACAAGAAUGAGGUGCGGAAGCGGGCCACCGUCACGGUGGCGGCCACGGAACCGUCCAACGAACGGAUCGAUCUGCUCGCGUCCGGACAGUUCGGUGAGGCGAGCACGGGGACACCGGACGGUGUUACGACGACCGCACAGAACCCAACGACCGGUGCUACCGAAACCAAUCUGAUCACGACCAACGAGAACGCCAACACGCUCGAUACGCUCGAUCUGGCCGGUCUGAGCGAUACGCUGAACGCGAUCCGGGUAGCCCGUGCCACCAGCGAAGAGAAGGCCGCCUCGUCCAACGAUCAGAACGCGGCCGAAUCGUCCGCCAACAGCUCCAGCCUGGAUGAGCUGACGCUUGACUCCGAGGGCAACGAUGAGGAUCGUAACAAGAGAUUCCUGUCCUUCGGAGGUAGCAGCGGCGGCGGCGGCGGUUCCGGCAACUUCCUGUUUGAUAUCAUUCGCCGGGCAGCGGACCGUGCCGCACGUGCCGCCGGAACCGUGUAUCGGGUCGUGGCCGGCACCGAAUCGCUGACGACCGACGACAGUAAUGACGAUGGACAUUCCACUUCCUCUUCUGCCACCUCUCAUAGCCACUCUCCGCUUGUAUCGGGCAGCUCGGGCACAGAACAGAGCGACGAGAAGGCCCACUCUCCGGACGAUCAUGAUCUCGGCAAGGGUGACGGCUACACCGAGGGCAUCCCCGGACCGGUGACGCGUCUGUUCGUGCUGGCCAACCGCGGUCUCUCCAACCUCAUCCAGGAUCUGAUUCUGCGAAUCGCACAAACCAGUGAACGAGUGGUUAACUUCAAGGCACGUCUAAUUACGUCACUCAUCUAAGGUGUCUCGGGUAGUCUGUGUAUUAGUGGAUGGCCGUGUGUGAGCGAUGCGUAGGACCAUUCCUAUGCUCAUCUC